CUUUCUCGGUCGUUCUUUGGUCUUGGUUUAUAGGUCAUUAGGUCAUGGAAAGGACUUGGAUAGUGGAUGGCCCAUGGAUCUCAAGGAAUGUAAAGAAUGCGUCUCUGUCUUCAGCUCUGCAGAUUAAAGACUGCGGAGCUUAUAUCAACUGCUUUAACUGCUCUUACCGCAUCGACAACAGCAAUGUACUGACUCCAUGGCCAGGCCUUCCUAAAGGUGUGAAAUUCGAGCCAACCGAUGAGGAAGUGAUUGAGCAUUUGGAAGCUAAGUGUGGUAUUGAUGGCUUAAAACCACAUCUUCUUAUCCAAGACUUUAUAUGUUCAGUCACUCAAGAUGUUGGUAUCAACUACACUCACCCUCAAAACCUUCCAGGUGUGAGUAAAGAUGGAACUAGUGUCUUCUUCUUUAACAAGACGGCACAUGCAUAUCAAAAUGGGCAGAGAAAGCGGAGAAGGAUCACACCAACUAGUCUCAAGGAUGAUACGGUUCGCUGGCACAAGACUGGUCAAACCAAACCGGUGAUGCUCAAUGGAAUCCAGAAGGGAUGCAAGAAGAUCAUGGUGCUCUACAAGAGCGCGAGAAAGGGAUUCAAACCCGAGAAAUCUAACUGGGUUUUGCACCAGUACCAUUUGGGAACUGAAGAAGGCGAGAUUGGGGAAUAUGUUGUCUCUAAGAUCACAUAUCAGCAACCAAAGCAACAGGAGAAAACCAUCGAUGAGAGUGAGAGUUCUGGGGUUCGAGGUGGCCCUAGCACACCGAAAACUAGUACUAUUACACAAGUUAGACCUGUGAUUUCUGUUGAUGAGGAUGAAAUAGCUUUUGAUGAUGAUUCUAAGAUGGUUCUUGAUUCAUAUGCCGAGGUUAGUUCCUUUCUCUGCAAGUAUCAAUGACGUUCUUCUUGUUGCGUGUAUGUUUAUGUUUCUGGUAAAAUCAGGGACUGGAGAACAUUCAAGAAGCUUCUUCUGGUUCGACAUCAGACAAAAUAGCUAAAGUGGGAGGGAAUGUGAGUGUUAUUGAAGAUAACUUAAUGUCCAAGAAAAUUGAAGCUUCGUCGAUUCCUAAUCAUGGAAAUGUUGACUACGGAUCAGGAAACUUUUCAGUUUCAGAUUUGGAGAAUGCAGAAUUAGGGACUCUCCCUGAUUUACUUUCCUUUGCUUCUGAGGACAGCUUAAUGAAUUGGUUGGGAUGGUUUUGAAGCUAAAGACAAGAAAUUGCGUGUUCUUGCGUUUUCCCUGAUAAAGGAAACAAGAAAGAUUUUGAGAAAAACAAUAAGAACAAAGGCGCAGCAGCAGGAAUGUAAAUAGAUAAAAGUAGCCAGUAAAGUAUGAUCUGUCCACAUUGGCUUCUGUUUCUGUCAUCGAUCAGAGAGGCCAAGUAAUUUGUUUAUGAAUAUCACUUCAAUUUUCCUUGGAACCCUUUCUAGUUUUUACAACCAUAUUUGAUCUUUUAGUUCUUCGCAAUUCAUACCAAUUCGGCAAUUCCGAACUUUCGUGUAUUUUGUUGUUGUCGUUGUAGUAGCAGUUUACUAUAGCGGUUAUGUUGCUUACGUAGACAAUACAGUUU
Arabidopsis thaliana (thale cress) is the source of this 1563-nucleotide messenger RNA. It is a transcript of the gene NAC085, whose product is annotated as NAC domain containing protein 85. Gene Ontology annotation, molecular function: DNA-binding transcription factor activity; DNA binding. Gene Ontology annotation, cellular component: nucleus. Bases 45 to 890 code for a protein of 281 amino acids. Lineage: Eukaryota; Viridiplantae; Streptophyta; Magnoliopsida; Brassicales; Brassicaceae. The transcript is spliced from 5 exons. The record is from RefSeq and is marked reviewed. Gene Ontology annotation, biological process: regulation of DNA-templated transcription; DNA-templated transcription.